Messenger RNA from Bufo gargarizans (Asiatic toad), 4073 nucleotides. RefSeq names its product zinc finger protein 532 (gene ZNF532). The record is from RefSeq and is a predicted model, not a curated record. The transcript is spliced from 9 exons. Lineage: Eukaryota; Metazoa; Chordata; Amphibia; Anura; Bufonidae. The coding region runs from base 1 to 3993 and encodes 1330 amino acids.
AUGCAAUAUGCGGGUUUAGAGAGAUCAGUAUUUAAACCCUGGGAAAAGGAAUUCGGAGACUCUUCUCUGACACUUAAGAUGAGAGAAGGAUUGAAUGAACACAAACGUGUGAUCAUGGGAGAUAUGAAGACUCCGGACUUUGAUGACCUUCUUGCAGCCUUUGACAUUCCUGACAUGGUAGAUCCGAAAGCAGCUAUUGAGUCUGGACAUGACGAGCACACUAAUCAUAUUAAGCAAAGUGCCCAAGGAGAUGACGAAGCUCACAUCGCAUCCUCUUCUGACGUUGGCGUAAGUGUUAUAGUUAAGAACGUAAGGACCAUUGAAUCUUCAGAAGCUUCCGAGAAGGACUCUCAUCACUCCACAGGUAAUGGCCUGCACAAUGGCUUUAUUACUAUCUCAAAUAUUGAACGUUUCAACAAGGAAGGCCUGAAAUCCCUCAAAGAAAAAGCAAUGGUGUCUGGACAUGUUCAAAAAGACUCAGUUUUCAACCAGUUUAGUCCUAUUUCCAGCGCUGAAGAAUUUGAUGACGAUGAAAAAAUUGAAGUCGACGACCCCCCCGAUCGUAUUGACCUAACCACGGAUUUUAGCUCUAACAUUUUAAGCGCGUCUGUUUCUCAGCACCCUUAUGAGCGAGAUAAGAUGGUGGAACACUUGAUUAAAUCUGUAAAUGCCAUUCCCAGCAACGGUAGAAAAAGCAAAGAAUGCCAAAAAGACUUUGAGACGGCGGCUCUAAAUGCCUAUGACAUGAAAGUGAAAAAGGAUGAAAAACUGAAAGACUGUGUCCAGAGGGUGCUGGAUGGAAAAGUGCAAUCUGAGAAAGGGGAAGUCAAUGGGGAAAGCCUAUCACAGUUGAAGUUAAAGUCUUCUGCAAAACUUUCUUCAUGCAUUGCUGCGAUUGCUGCCCUCAGCGCUAAGAAGACAACCUAUGAUCCAAAGGAUAUGCAGUUCAAUGCUGAAGAAUCGUCUCGGGUGCCAAAAGAAAUGAGCGAUAGUCCAUCGUCAAAUGUCAAGUGUCCUGAUGCUCAGUUGACUGUCCAAAGCCUCAUUGAUGGUGCAAAGAAGACCCCUGUGAAACCAAACGAUAGCCCGAGGAGUGUCUCCAGUGAGAACAGUAGCAAAGAUUCACCAUCCUCUGGUGGGUCAACUCCAGCUAUCCCUAAAGUAAGAAUAAAGACCAUUAAGACAUCAUCUGGUGAAAUCAAGAGGACUGUUACUAGGGUGUUGCCAGACUUUGAACCAGAAGGGACCAAACAGCCUUCUGAUCGGUCACCUUCAAUGGUAGCUUCACCAGUUUUGUCAUCCCCUACGUCUGCUGCCGCUGUGCUUUCUUCUCCAUCAAGAGCGUCCGUGCAAACAAGUCCUGCCACCAACCCUGCUUCUUCUAUAGAUGCUCCUUCAAAACAGGUCACAAUUAAACCCGUGGCCACAGCCUUUCUGCCGGUAUCUGCGGUAAAAACGUCAGGCUCUCAAGUAAUAAACUUGAAAUUUAGUAACAAUACUACAGUAAAAGCAACAGUCAUCUCUGCUGCAUCGGUCCAAAGUGCAAGCAAUGCUAUAAUUAAGGCCGCCAAUGCCAUUCAACAGCAGACGGUGGUGGUUCCAGCUUCGAGUCUUGCCAAUGCCAAAUUUGUGCCAAAGACGGUACAUUUUGCCAACCUCAACCUUUUGCCUCAAGGUUCCCAAUCUACUACAGAACUUCGCCAAGUGUUGACUAAGCCUCAGCAGCAAAUCAAGCAAACACUUGUGCCCACCACAGUGGUGACACCAACCAGAAAGGUUUCCAGAGUCCAAGUGGUGGCUUCCUCGCAAAGUUCUGUGGUGGAAGCCUUUAAUAAAGUAUUGAGCAGUAUUAACCCGGUUCCUGUAUAUGUUCCCAAUCUCAGUCCACCAACCAAUGCGGGAAUUAGCCUGCCGACACGUGGAUAUAAGUGUUUAGAAUGUGGAGAUGCUUUUGCCUUGGAAAAGAGCCUUCUACUACAUUAUGAUCGUCGGAGUGUACGCAUCGAAGUCACCUGCAACCAUUGCAAAAAAACUUUAGUUUUUUAUAAUAAAUGCAGUCUUCUUUCACAUGCACGUGGACAUAAAGAAAAAGGAGUGGUCAUGCAGUGUUCACACCUUAUCCUAAAGCCGGUCCCAGUCGAUCAGAUGAUCUCCUCACCCCAGAAUAGUGUUUCCACUUCAAUGACGCCAGCUCCUCGACAAAGCCCUGCUGCAGUGGUGGCACAUACAGUAGCAAAGGUGGCGGCUGGAGCUUCCAGCCCAGUGAUAUCGGCUCCCAUCAGUGCCCAGGUCAGGCCCGCUAUGCCUUUAGAUGAAGAUUCAUCCAAGUUGGGCCGGCAUAGUCUGAAGUGUUUGGAAUGCAAUGAAGCUUUUCCAGAUGAAACUUCCCUAGCAACGCACUUUCAGCAAAUGGUGGACUCAAGUGGGCAAAAGACGUGUAGCGUCUGUAUGAUGCUGCUACCGAACCAGUGCAGCUUUGCAUGUCAUCAGCGCGUCCAUCAACACAAGUCCCCCUUCACCUGCCCCGAGUGUGGCGCCAUCUGUAGGUCGGCACAUUUCCAGAAUCACAUCACCAAGAACUGCCUGCACUACACCCGCAGGAUCGGCUUCCGGUGCAUUCAUUGCAAUGUGGUGUAUUCCGAAAUCGCUGCUCUGAAGUGUCACAUUCAAGGCUCCCAUUGUGAAGUGUUCUACAAAUGUCCUAUCUGUCCGAUGGCAUUUAAAUCUGCCCCCAGCACCCACACUCACGCGUACACCCAGCACCCAGGGGUGAAGAUUGGAGAACCCAAAAUUAUUUACAAAUGUUCCAUGUGUGACACCGUAUUCACGAUGCAGCCGCUGCUCUAUCGUCACUUUGACCAGCAUCUCGAGCACCAGAAAGUGUCCGUAUUUAAGUGUCCGGACUGCUCCCUCCUGUAUGCACAGAAGCAGCUUAUGAUGGAUCACAUCAAGUCCAUGCAUGGGACAUUGAAGAGCAUAGAGGGUCCCCCAAAACUCGUUUCCAAUUUACCUCUGAGCACCAAGCCUACCACCCAGAACUCCAAAAGCGCCAGCAAGGAAGAAACCAAGCCUGUCAAUGGAACCGAGAAACCUGAAAAAAAAGCCGUCAUCACAGAGAAGAAGACAAACCAGUUGGUCAAGAAGAGUGGAAACCCAGGCUGGACCUGCUGGGAGUGUGAGCAGCUAUUCAACCAGAGAGACGUCUAUAUAUUACACAUGAGGAAGGAGCAUGGGAAGCACAUGAAGAAACACCCGUGUCGGCAGUGUGACAAGUCCUUCAGUUCAUCUCACAGUCUGUGUCGACACAACCGCAUCAAACACAAGGGCAUCCGCAAAGUUUACACCUGCCCGCACUGUCCAGAUUCCAAGCGGGUUUUCACUAAACGCCUAAUGCUAGAAAAACAUAUCCAGCUCAUGCAUGGAAUGCAAGAACCUGAAGGGAAAGUUGGAGGAGAAAUAAAGACUGAGGAGAUGUCGGAAGUCGAAGAAGACCCACAGGAGCCUACCCCAAAACGGAAGUUGGAAGAACCAGUUUUGGAGUUCCGAUCCUCAAGAGGCACCAUUACUCAACCCCUGAAGAAACUCAAGAUCAAUGUCUUCAAGGUCCACAAGUGUGCAGUCUGUGGCUUCACCACUGAAAACCUACUCCAGUUCCAUGAACACAUCCCCCAACACAAGUCUGACGGCUCCUCUUACCAGUGCCAAGAAUGCGGCCUGUGCUACACCUCCCACGUCUCCCUUUCGAGACACCUCUUCAUCGUUCAUAAGCUCAAGGAACCUCAAGCACCCUCCAAGCAGAAUGGUUCAGGAGAGGACAGUCAACAGGAGAACAAACCAAGCAUUGGGAACGAGGCAGCAGAUAACGUGUCGUCAGACAAGACGUGUAAAGUCUGCUCUAAGACCUUUGAAACCGAAGCUGCAUUAAACACCCACAUGAGGACUCACGGGAUGGCUUUUAUCAAGUCUAAAAGAAUGACCUCUACCGAGAAGUGACAGGAUCACCACUCCAGGCUGACCAUGGUGAACUUUCGGUGAUCCAGGCUACAAGUUCUUAGGGUGUCACUUUAAAAAAA